GGCGGAAGUGAAGGGCUGGCUGAGCUGGGGGAGCUUUGCCUGGGUGGCGCUUUCCUGUUCUCUAGUCCGCCCCCGCCGGAGGGGCUCGGCUCCGGGAUUCAAGAUGGAGUCGUUGAGUAGAGCUGGGCAAGAGAUGAGUCUGGCGGCCUUGAAGCAGCACGACCCCUACAUCACCAGCAUCGCAGACCUCACGGGCCAGGUCGCCCUGUACACUUUCUGCCCUAAAGCCAACCAGUGGGAGAAGACUGAUAUAGAAGGGACCCUAUUUGUAUAUCGAAGGUCAGCUUCGCCUUACCAUGGUUUUACCAUUGUCAACCGACUGAACAUGCACAAUCUGGUUGAACCAGUGAAUAAAGAUUUGGAAUUUCAGCUCCAUGAACCAUUCCUCCUGUAUAGAAAUGCAAGCUUGUCAAUAUACAGCAUCUGGUUUUAUGACAAGAAUGACUGUCACCGAAUAGCGAAACUCAUGGCUGAUGUGGUGGAAGAGGAGACACGGCGAUCCCAGCAGGCUGCUCGAGAUAAACAGAGUCCCAGCCAGGCCAAUGGCUGCAGCGACCAGAGGCCCAUCGACAUCCUGGAGAUGCUUAGCAGAGCCAAGGAUGAGUAUGAGAGGAAUCAGAUGGGCGGCUCAAAUAUCUCCAGCCCUGGGUUACAGCCAAGCACUCAGCUCUCCAAUCUGGGAAGCACCGAGACUCUAGAAGAGACACCCUCUGGGUUACAAGAUAAGUCUGCUCUGUCUGGUCACAAACAUCUGACAGUAGAAGAGUUAUUUGGAACCUCUUUGCCAAAGGAGCAGCCAACAGUUGUGGGUCUAGAAUCAGAAGAUGUGGAAAAGCUACCCGGAGAUGCAUCACAGAAAGAGCCCAGUUCGUUUCUCCCAUUUCCCUUUGAGCAGUCAGGGGGAGCGCCUCAGUCUGAAAGCCCAGGUGUUUGUUCUGCCACUCACCACACGGUCCAGCCUGAAGUGAACGCCCCAGUGCUCAUCACUCCUGCCUCUAUUGCACAGUCGGGUGAAAAGAACGCCCCAAGCUACACAAUCCCCCUGAGCCCUGUCCUCAGUCCCACACUGCCAGCCGAAGUUCCUGCCACACAGGUUCCCCACUUACCUCGGAAUAGCACCAUGAUGCAAGGAGUAAAGACCACACCUAGACGGAAGUCUCCACUCCUGAACCAGCCAGUCCCUGAGCUAAGCCACAGCAGUCUGAUUGCUAGCCAGAGCCCCUUUAGAGCCCCAGUGAGCCUGUCAAGUACACCUGGCACGUCCCUCCCAAGCGUUGAUCUGCUCCAGAAACUCAGGUUGACCCCACAGCAUGACCAAAUACAGGCACAGCCUCUUGGAAAAGGCGCAAUGGCGCCCAACUUCUCUUCAGCAGCUAGCCAACUGGCCACCCCUGAGAGCUUCAUAGAGCCUCCCAGUAAGACAGCAACUGCAAGAGCAGCAAGCUCAGCCUCCCUGAGCAACAUGGUGCUUGCUCCAACCCUUCAGUCUAUGCAGCAAAACCAGGAUCCUGAAGUAUUUGCCCAGCCUAAGGUGUUACCCAGUGCCGUCCCGAUUUCAGGCCCUCCGUUGGUUACUGCAGCAACCACAGCAGUAUCUUCUAUCCUGCUGUCCCCCAGUGUGUUCCAGCAAACAGUUCCCAGGUCCACAGACCUAGAGAGGAAAGCAAGCUCUCCUUCUCCCCUUACUGUUGGAACACCUGAAAAUCAGAGGAAGCCUUCGAUCAUUCUCAGCAAGUCUCAGCUCCAGGACACACUGAUCCAUCUAAUAAAGAAUGACUCUAGCUUCCUCAGUACACUUCAUGAAGUCUACUUGCAGGUUUUGACCAAGAACAAAGACAACCACAACCUAUGACUGGGCAAAGUCCGUGUGAAGGUAGAGGGCGCACCUCAGAAACAGGCGGGCUUCCUCCUGCACAUCUGAACAGAACCCAGGACUUCGGGAGCCUGAGUUGGAGCCUUUGAGAGAGCCUUGUUCCUUAAGGUUGUUUUCUAGAGACAUUCUCAGUGAUGAUGGAGGUUUCACUGUGAAGCAUCACCAGCAGACCCUUGUUUGACAAAAACAACAAAAAAGA
Messenger RNA from Phodopus roborovskii (desert hamster), 2072 nucleotides. RefSeq names its product decapping mRNA 1A (gene Dcp1a). Gene Ontology annotation, cellular component: P-body. Gene Ontology annotation, molecular function: mRNA binding; enzyme activator activity. Gene Ontology annotation, biological process: deadenylation-dependent decapping of nuclear-transcribed mRNA; positive regulation of catalytic activity; deadenylation-independent decapping of nuclear-transcribed mRNA. Bases 104 to 1852 code for a protein of 582 amino acids. Lineage: Eukaryota; Metazoa; Chordata; Mammalia; Rodentia; Cricetidae. The record is from RefSeq and is a predicted model, not a curated record. The transcript is spliced from 10 exons.